AUGGCAGAAGACCAGCCACACCUAUGCAUUCAGAUGUCAGAAUCUGGUACAAAUGGCAUUCCCAGUAGAAGGCAGUCCUUGCCAGAUUUGGCUGGCAGGGCAGGAAGCGUGCUCACCUUCCACAACAUCUGCUACCAUGUGAACACAAAGACUGGGUUCCUGUGUUUCCAAAAAAACACCAAAAAAGAAGUUUUGAGAGAUGUCAAUGGCAUCAUGAGACCAGGACUGAAUGCAAUUUUGGGACCCACUGGUAGUGGUAAAUCUUCGCUACUGGACAUUUUGGCUGCAAGGAAGGAUCCCCAUGGGCUCUCUGGUGACAUUUUGAUCAAUGGAGCUCCUCAGCCUGCCAACUUUAAAUGUACCUCUGGGUACGUAGUACAGGAUGAUGUGGUGAUGGGAACCCUUACUGUAAGAGAGAAUCUGAAGUUCUCAGCAGCACUCCGCUUGCCAAAGUCAGUGAAGGAAGAGGAAAAAAAUGAGCGAGUCAAUCAGAUCAUCAAGGAGCUGGGUUUGAACAAAGUGGCAGAUUCCAAGGUUGGUACCCAGUUCUCUCGUGGGGUAUCUGGAGGAGAGCGGAAAAGGACCAAUAUUGGGAUGGAGCUCAUCACAGAUCCUGCCAUCUUGUUUUUGGAUGAGCCAACCACAGGACUUGAUGCCAGCACUGCUAAUGCUGUCCUACUGCUACUGAAAAGGAUGUCAAAACAAGGAAAGACAAUCAUCUUCUCCAUCCACCAGCCUCGGUACUCCAUAUUCCGACUGUUUGACAGCCUGACACUUCUGGCUGCAGGGAGAAUGCUGUACCAUGGGCCGGCCCAGCAUGCCAUCGAGUACUUUCAGUCCAUUGGCUACCAGUGCGAGCCCUACAACAACCCUGCCGACUUUUUCCUGGACAUCAUCAAUGGAGACUGCACUGCCGUAGCAAUGAACAAGGCUGAUGAAAGCAACACAGCAGAGAGCACUGAAGAACCCUCUGAAUAUGAUAAAACCUUGGCUGAGCAAUUAGCAGAAAAAUACUCCAACUCUACCUACUACCUAGAAACAAAAGCACAUUUAGAGAGCAUUUCUUCAGGAAGUAAAAAGAAAGCCAAAGGAGUUUUCCGGCAAAUCACAUAUGCCAAUUCCUUCCUCCACCAGCUGAAAUGGGUGUCAAGGCGCACAUUUAAAAACCUGAUAGGAAACCCUCAGGCUUCCAUAGCUCAGCUUUUUAUUACAGCAUUCCUGGGGCUGAUUGUAGGUGCCAUUUUCUUUGGACUUGAGGAGAACUCUGCUGGACUACAGAACAGAGUGGGUGCAAUGUUCUUUCUGACCACCAACCAGUGUUUCAGCAGCGUCUCAGCUGUUGAACUGUUUGUUGUGGAAAAGAAGAUAUUUAUACAUGAAUAUAUCAGUGGGUACUACAGAACAUCUGCGUACUUCAUUGCAAAGCUGAUGGCUGAUUUAAUACCCAUAAGGACUGUGCCCAGCAUCAUCUUCACCUGCAUAGUUUACUUCAUGCUAGGUUUGAAACCAACAGUAGAAGCCUUCUUCACAAUGAUGUUCACCCUCAUGAUGGUGUCCUACACAGCCACUUCCAUGGCACUUGCCGUUGCAGCAGGACAGAGCGUGGUCGCUAUAGCAAACCUACUCAUGACUGUUGCCUUUGUUUUUAUGAUUAUUUUCUCUGGGUUGCUGGUCAAUCUCACAAGCAUCAUGUCCUGGCUCUCCUGGCUCAAAUACUUUAGCAUCCCUCGCUAUGGAAUGACAGCUUUACAGAUCAAUGAGUUGACUGGUCUGAACUUUUCUGGCAGCAGUAACAGCACAGUUUCAAGCAGUGACAGUAGAUAUCAAAAGACAGGCCUGAUGGCAUGCACUGGAGAGGAGUAUCUGAAGAGUCAAGGUAUCGAUGCGAGCUCCUGGGGCCUGUGGCAAAACCAUCUGGCUCUGGCCUGCAUGACACUAAUCUUCCUUACCAUUGCCUACCUCAAACUGUGCUUCAUGAAGAAGUUCUCUUAA
Messenger RNA from Pseudopodoces humilis (Tibetan ground-tit), 1992 nucleotides. RefSeq names its product ATP binding cassette subfamily G member 2 (JR blood group) (gene ABCG2). Gene Ontology annotation, molecular function: riboflavin transmembrane transporter activity; ATP hydrolysis activity; ABC-type transporter activity. Gene Ontology annotation, biological process: transmembrane transport. The record is from RefSeq and is a predicted model, not a curated record. Gene Ontology annotation, cellular component: plasma membrane. NCBI's taxonomy places the organism in Eukaryota, Metazoa, Chordata, Aves, Passeriformes, Paridae.